AUGCCUACCGGCAUCGAAUGUGCUGGCCUUGCCUUGGCUGUCCUUCCCUUGUUUAUCGAGGUUGCCAAAGCCUAUUCGGACGGUGUUGAAACCAUCUUCAACAUAGUUAUCAAGAGUAGAUGGGAAGAACGCCUGGAGACCUUCUACCUGGACUUUUAUAUACAGUUAUUUUACGUCGAAGAAGUUAUGCAGAGGGUUCGAGAUGUCAUUUCAGCCAGUACUAACACCAUCCAGUUGAUCUCAGACUGGUACAACGACCCAAAGUUCGAAGUUACACUGAAGGGAUACUUCCGUUCGGAUGAGAGGUUUCACAUAUUCACUGUAAUAUGCAAGAAGGUCCUGUUUUUAUUAGGUCAACUGGUCAAGGAUGAAACCAAUCGGAUAUACCAGACAGAUCAGAAAUCACAAGUCAUGUUUCAGAAACUAAAGACGUUCGCAAACGCAAGAGAAUCACGUACAACUAGGAGCACUUUCGCCAACAGGUUCUCAUUCUUCAAACAUGAGAAGAAACGCACAGAAUGCCUUGCAAGACUCAAAGAUGUGAGUAGUCAAAACAAUUUGAAGACCUUGGAUACACUAUGCGACGCUUUCUCUCCGGAUCUUGACGGUUUUAGCAUUGCGUUCAUAGUGGAGGCUUCACAAGGCCAGGACCUUAUGAGACGCCUUCAAUGCAAGCCCCGGCGAUUGCACUUCUUUGAACUGUCACCACCUAUCUCUUUGGGGGAGCUCCUCGAAGGACCCACAAAGCUCGACCCCAUAGAGAAACGGAGACUUGCUCUCAUCUUUGCAGAGUCUCUCCUUUUAUACCAUGGUAGUGACUGGUUGCAACCUGGAUGGGUGAAAGACGAUAUCUACUUCUUUUUCAAGACCGAAGAUGAACCAGAUCUUAAGACGCCAUUCCUCUCCGCCCGUCUCAAUGUCCCAGGAUCAGGUCAAUUCCUUGCAGGAAGUAUGGCUUAUCAUACCAACCCGAGCAUCCUAGCUUUGGGGGUUUUACUAAUAGAGAUAUUCAACGAGAGAGCAAUCGAGAAAUGGAAGACAGCCAAGGAACGAUCCAAUUCUAACACGGCAACUUUGCAGAUAGUUGCUGACAGAAUUGUCAACAAGAUGGAUAGUUCUGGUUCGACGAAAGCUAUUCAGGCAUGCUUGUCUUUGGACUGGAUCCCGGUCGGUAGAUCAGCAGGGCUUGAUGAUGCAGAGACAAGGACAGGAUUUUUGAAGAAUGUGAUCUGGCCAAUCAAGCAGGAACUUCAGUGCUUGAGUAAAAACAAGAUCUUUUAG
Molecule: messenger RNA, 1281 nt
Organism: Fusarium graminearum PH-1
Lineage: Eukaryota; Fungi; Ascomycota; Sordariomycetes; Hypocreales; Nectriaceae
Exons: 3
Coding region: 1-1281 (426 amino acids)
Source: RefSeq, a predicted model, not a curated record